Suillus paluster is the source of this 831-nucleotide messenger RNA. RefSeq lists its product as uncharacterized. The record is from RefSeq and is a predicted model, not a curated record. The transcript is spliced from 9 exons. NCBI's taxonomy places the organism in Eukaryota, Fungi, Basidiomycota, Agaricomycetes, Boletales, Suillaceae. The coding region runs from base 1 to 831 and encodes 276 amino acids.
AUGCCAAUUAAUUUUGCAACACAUGGUAUCGAGUCUGAUGGCCAGGUUGUCGUAUCCAGGGACUUUCAAAUAUCCCUCACUCCUGAGAUCUGGAUUCUGAAAUUCAUCUCCGUUCUGACAAAGAGCUCCAAGAUUCGGACAACAGUGCAAGUUCUGCAGGCGACAGCCACGGGCCUCGAGCGCAAGGAUAAAGGCAAGAAUCUCGCAAAGACGAACGGCGCAUGGGAUAGCAGCAUCGAUCUUCAAGCCAUCGUCGAUGAUGAGUCUCACACCAUCGCGCCAGUUCAAUACAGCGUGAUGAAAUGUGGUGAUGAUAUCCAAACAUCGAACCCUGGUGCUCCUCGCUUGGCCAAGGAACGAUCUAUGGGCACUUGGACAAACACAUUAUGGCCACCAAUCACAGUUACAAUGUAUCACUGGAUACAUCCGGGGAGAUUCUCAUGCCAGAUUCUGGUGGCUUCCUCACGAUAUCAUCCUUCCCUUGUAUGUGUCUCUGUGGAUGCGGACAAACAUUAUGAUCGUCUCUCUGAGGCCCAAAAGUUCGGCUUGAUACUAAGUAAUGUCACUGCACCGCAGCUCAUGACUGUCGUAAAAAUUUGCAUAUUUACCCGCCAGUCUCCAAUAUUGUGUAGGAAAAAGUGCGGUUUGCAAUGGCGUAUUUACGGGGCUCUUGUUCUCAUUUGUGCGGCCCAGCAGCCGUACAUUUGCAGUUGUCACCAGGUUAUUGUGGCCGUGCUCAGGGAUGCCAAGCCCGCGCAUCCUGAUAUCCUUGCGAUCGAAGAAUGUGACUGGUACUUCAUCGAACAACGUUGGCUCGAGAUAUCAGGGUGA